Messenger RNA from Chenopodium quinoa (quinoa), 336 nucleotides. RefSeq lists its product as uncharacterized. The record is from RefSeq and is a predicted model, not a curated record. Lineage: Eukaryota; Viridiplantae; Streptophyta; Magnoliopsida; Caryophyllales; Amaranthaceae. The transcript has a single exon. The coding region runs from base 1 to 336 and encodes 111 amino acids.
AUGGAAUACCUUUCACAAUGGGCCGUCAAGGAGAUUAAUUUGGAUCUAGAGAAGGCCGAUGAAACGAGACUUCUUCAAUUGAACGAGCUAGAUGAGAUUCGGCUCGAUGCUUACAAAAAUCAUAGGCUCUACAAGGAACAAACGAAGAAGUUUCACGAUAAGAUGAUCCAAAAACGAGAGUUCAAUAAUGGUGACAAGGUGUUGCUUUAUAACUCAAGACUUCGACUUUUUCCUGGAAAACUUAAGUCUAGAUGGUCCGGGCCUUUCACAGUCACCGAUGUCAAAGCAUAUGGAGCCAUAGAGGUUGCUAGCGAAAACGACACGAAAUUAAGGUAA